GCUCAAAAACGAUCAAUUGCCUGCUGUGUCAGCCGCACGGCUGCAGGCUGAAGGGUAGGGCUCCAAGCCCCCACGCCGCCUUCGCAGCGUUUCUCUCCAACUUUAGCAGCCUCCAGGACUCCUGCCGCCCGGGAGUCCAGCCGUGCCCCCGCUCCCCGCGUCAGCACCCGCGGUACACGAGCCCACUCCGGCGACCCCAGCGCCACAAGCCUAAGCGGGAGGCGAAAGAGCUCUACUUCCGCGUCGGCGAGCAGCGUGGGCCGUGACGUCGCCGCGCCCUGACGUCAGGCUGACGUGCAGCGCGGUCACCCGGGAGACCGGGAAAGCCGUUCGCACCCGGCGGAGUCCAGGGCUAGGUGAGAGACAAUGGUUUCCCUCAGCCCCUAGACGAGCUGGUCCGCCCGGACGCAGUUCCGGAGCGGAGGCGUGCGGGCUCCCGGCUGGGCGCCGCCCGGGAACGCGAGGCUCUGCCUCCUCACCCCCCUCCCGCUACCUUCCGGCCGGGUCGGUCCCGAGGGAGCGGGGUUACAGGGGAGCGGAUUUCAAAGCGCUUCUCCAGCCUGGUCUGGCCUUGCAGUUGGUUUCUAUUUGGAAAUUCCCGCCGCUUCAGGAAGGUCUUAGAACGUGAACUCCGCUUCCCCUGUCCCUGACUGCUCACUGCGGGUGAUUCACGCCAAGGGAAUGGCUCUUUACGAAAGGGCCUGACAGCUGAACGCCGGUGAAUGACCCGACGUGACACGGUGCGAGGAAGGGAAUCGGAAGUGAACAAUCAAGGGUGUUUCUGCAGUGAAACAAAGAAGUCUUUCUCGUGAUCGUGUCAGAGAGCACGCUCACAAACGCCGACGGAACUGUGGCCACGUAUCACCUCUCCUCGUGCCAAAGGGCAGUCUUCCGUGUGUGUUGUAAAAGAUCACGAGGAGUUUGUUUGAUAAAACGCUCAUGUAAGAGUACAUUAAAAGUUGCAAUUUUCCCUGUUUCCUAACUGGAAAGAGCCCUCCCGGUCUUGAAGAACCGAGUAUUUGCGAAAGCUUCUAUUCCUUUUCAUAGAUUAUUUUGCUUCAGGGCUCUCUCAAUAUUUUGGGAAAGUAUGGAUCGUCACAUUCCCAUGCAUGCUUUACCUGAAGAAAUCCAAAAGAUGUCUCCUGAAGAAAAAGUUUGUAACUACUGUGGAGUCAGCUAUCUAAUUCUUCAUGAAUUUAAAGCUAUGGAAGAAAAAGUGAAAGCAAUGGAAAAAGAGAUGAUAUUUUAUCAAGGAAGUGUAGAACGUGAAAAGAGACUUCAAGAAAAGCUGCAGUCUCUUAGCCAAGAUUUUGAACAGUACAAAAUUGACAAUGAGUCCAAAAUAGAAAGAAUUCAGGAUGCAAGCAUGCAGUUAAAAACCCAAGAAAGUGAGUUUCAGAGAGUACAGAAAGAACUGAGUUGUUUGCAACAUGAGUUAAAAAUUAAACACAGAAAAUCACAAAUCUUCAGUCAAAGAUUGUCGGAGUUCAACUAUUUCUGGAAGAAGACUCUUUCAUUGCUUACUUUUACUAAAAAGGAGCUAACCACUAUUAAAAAUGAAAUAUAUGAUAAUUUUCAAGACUGGACUUCACUGAAAGGAGAAGUUUUUCUACAAAUUAAAUCUAUACAUGAAGCAGCCUUGACAGAAAUAGACACAUUAAAUAAAAGUUUGAGGGUGUCCCAGAGAAAUAAGGAAUGCCUUGAAGAGGAAAUGAAAACGCUCAAGUUGUUCUCAGAUGCAGCUAUCUUGAAAUCUCAGCAGAUUGAGGCAUCUAAAGAGCAAGAAGUAAACUUGCAAGCCAGAUGCUACAACUUGGAAAAAGAAGUACUAGAUUUACAAUCUCAAGUAGAGGCCCUUACUUUAAAACUCCAGAAGACAGUGACUGAACUGGACAACUAUAAAGAAAUGCUCAAGAUUAAAUCUAAUGAAGCUGAUGACUGUCAAAAAGAACUUAGAAAAUUGAAGUUUGAGUCCAUUAUCUCCGAGUCACGGCACACUAGGUUGCUUAAAGACAAAGAGGACUCUUUAAUGACUUGUCAACAAAUAUAUAAAACUUUACAGGAAGAGCUGUCUAUAAAGGAGAGGCAAGAAGAAGACACAAAGAGAAGAAUUCAGCUCACUGAAAGUGAAUUGCAGAUCGCCAAAACUCUGCUGACUCAGACAAAGGAAGAGGUCGUAGCACUGAAAAGUGAAAGGGAAUUGAUGCUGAUUUCACAUCAGAAAAGCAUUGAGCAGCUGCGGGAAACCCUGAGACAGAAGCUGCUGAGCGAUGAGAACUGGAGGGAGAAGAUUGAAGCUGAGCUUUCCAAGGAAAGAGCCCGACAUUUAGUUGAGUUCGAAGAGCAAGCUCUUCUCUUCAAGAAAGAAGCAAAACUGGAACUUGAUAUUGAAAAGGAAAAACACCAAGCAAUAAUCCAAAAGUAUAAGAAAGAACAAGAAGAACUACAAAUGAAGAUAUCUGACUUAAUCAUGGGCGCUACAAGAGACCUAAGGCUGGAAGUGGCAACUCUUGAAGAAAAACUCCAUGAAUCCUACAUCCGAUACACUGAAGAUUCCGAGUCAAAGAAAAAAGAAAUUGAAAACCUUAAAAAUGUAGUUGCAGAAUUUCAAUCUCGCCUGAAGAAGGAAAUUAACAAUAAUGAUUCAGUUUCCCAAGACUUGAGGAAGGAAAUGAAACAGAAGUCAGAUGAACUGGAAAGAGUAAUGCUAGCACAGACACAACUGAUACAGCAAUUCAACCAGUCCCAGGAAGAGAACACUGUUCUUCAGGAAACAGUGCGCAGAGAGUGUGAAGAACGCUUUGAACUGACGGAGGCGUUGAGUCAAGCCAGAGAACAGCUCCUGGAGCUCAGGAAGCUCCAGGGAAGCUUGCCGUCCUCACCAGGUUACCACAGCAAGGGCAGUCUAACCUCCUCUGUGGCAGCAGUCAGGGAUCUUGGAGAGAGAAGCCCUGCGAGACUGCACUCUGAAAAAGGACUCAGAAUCCCCAGCCUGCACAGAACAUCAAACCCCAUCGCUUCCCCAACCUCAGAGAAGCCCAAGAGGGCCAGCAGUUCCGGCGUCCCUGUGCUCCCCGCGCCGCGUCCUCCCAGGGGCCCAACGGCUUCAGUAAACGAGACCAGGCAGAGGUUGGCUGCCAUUCUUCGGAGGAGGCUGAGCCAGCAGUGACUGAUCCGGAGUCGGGAGCAGCUCCACAGGGCGGGCACCCUUUUCACAGUGUCAGAGACGCAUUGCACUGAGGAUAACAAAGAUCAAAUACAUCUACAGGUGUAUUCAACAAAAGAAUGUAGAGAGAAAAACUGUGACGCCAUAUUUUCCAGAUUGUCUUUGAAAUUACAAUAGAUAAUGAAGUUGUAGGUAUUCCAGAGGGUCCAUUUCUACAUUUAUGUAUUAUAUGCGUUUAGAUGUGUUCUAUGAAUAUACCCUUCUAGAAAUCACAGGUAAAAAGAAUUUCCCUCAUAGUAUCUUUCUUUUUUGUAUCAUUACAAUCAGAAAUAUUUCUACCAAAAAUAGAUUCUAUAGGUUUUA
Messenger RNA from Chinchilla lanigera (long-tailed chinchilla), 3529 nucleotides. RefSeq names its product leucine, glutamate and lysine rich 1 (gene Lekr1). Lineage: Eukaryota; Metazoa; Chordata; Mammalia; Rodentia; Chinchillidae. The record is from RefSeq and is a predicted model, not a curated record. The transcript has 13 exons. The coding region runs from base 1088 to 3169 and encodes 693 amino acids.